Messenger RNA from Selaginella moellendorffii, 759 nucleotides. RefSeq lists its product as uncharacterized. The transcript has 2 exons. The record is from RefSeq and is a predicted model, not a curated record. NCBI's taxonomy places the organism in Eukaryota, Viridiplantae, Streptophyta, Lycopodiopsida, Selaginellales, Selaginellaceae. The coding region runs from base 49 to 636 and encodes 195 amino acids.
GUGGCUAUGGUAGGAGGCAUUGCUGCGAGGAGGAGGUGCUAGCAUUCCAUGGCGGUAUCGGCGACGGGAUCGACCAGAGACGUUUCCUACAGCUGCGGGAGGUGCGCGUUCAAGCUCAAUCUCAGCUCCUCCGAUCGGCUCAUCACGAGCAUCGGUCCCAGGUACUCCAAAACUAGCAGGAAAGGGAUCCUCUACUUCCUCUCGAUCGAUGAGAGCCGGUUUAGAAUGCUGGACGAGGUCAAGUGUGGCCCAUACUUCGAGUCGCCAGGGAAGUGGGGGAUCCAGAGAAUGCAAACGCGGCUCUUGUGCCGGCAAUGCGGUGCCACCAUCGGGCAUCUGGAGUCGGGGAUCUCGUCGUCGGUGAUCGGCUGCCUGGAUGUGGAUCGAAGCACAGACGAUGGGAAGAGAUUUUGCAUCAAGAUCAGGGCGUUGCAGCCAGAGCAGGAGCUCGACGGUGGAUUCCAAGCCAAGGAUGGAGAUCAGGAGAAAGCUCCCGAGGUUCUUCUAGCCGCCAAAGAUGAGAAAGCUUUCGAGGUAGCCAAGGAAGGAGAUGAAGAGAAAAGUUUCGAGCAGCGCAGCAGUGAGAAGACGAGGCCAGAUCAGGAGGAGAACAAGGACGAGAUUUGCAAUCAGUAGCAGGAGCGAUGUAUGGAUCGAUUGAUUGCUUCUUUUUUUUCUUUUUGGUUUUGAGUGUAUGAUUCUUUCUCGAGGCUGUAGAUGAUAAUGUGAAAAUGCCUGCCGGGUUAUCUAAAGAGAAAA